AUGAAUCGGGAAGAUCAUUAUUACUCCUCUCAGGUUUUUAAAGACUCCUGCGCCUACCAGAGAUCACAGGGGGAUGAGUACAGCCACAGCCCGCCGCCCUGCCUCUACAUGAGCAGGCAGGUUCACUCCGUCUACACACCGCCGUCCAUGGGAGCCCUGGAGCAGGCCAGCCUUCCUGACAUUGCUCCUGCGUACAGUUUGCCCGGCAUGCGGGAGGAUCCAGGUGUGCCUCAGCUCCAGCACCCGCAAGGGAUCCAGCAGCAGCAGCAACAGCAGCCCCUCCAGCCUCCAGGUUAUGGUGACGCUGGGGAGCAAAGCAGAUAUCAUCUCCCAUUCCCCUGGAUGAAAACCACCAAAUCCCACUCACACACCUGGAAGGGCCAGUGGGCAGGGCCCUACGUGAUGGCGGAGACGGAGGAAAACAAGCGCACGAGGACUGCGUACACGCGCGCCCAGCUGCUGGAGCUGGAGAAGGAGUUCCUGUUCAACCGCUACAUCUCGAGGCCGCGCCGGGUGGAGCUGGCGCUGACCCUCAGCCUCACCGAGCGACACAUCAAGAUCUGGUUCCAGAACCGGCGCAUGAAGUGGAAGAAGGAGGAAGACCGCAGGAGGGCGAGGGGGACCGACCCGGACCAAGACUCCUCCAUCACGUCGGGAGACCAGGGGGAGGCCGCAGGAGGGGUGACCUCCACCAACGGACCUCACGCCGCCACCACGCCCCCUGUUUCCCCGCUGCACGGCCACACUCUGUCCGGGUCCAGAGAGCCCGCGUAGAUCCAGUUACGCAUUCAAAACUGGGA
Stegastes partitus (bicolor damselfish) is the source of this 800-nucleotide messenger RNA. RefSeq names its product pancreatic and duodenal homeobox 1 (gene pdx1). Lineage: Eukaryota; Metazoa; Chordata; Actinopteri; Pomacentridae. The record is from RefSeq and is a predicted model, not a curated record. Gene Ontology annotation, cellular component: nucleus. The coding region runs from base 1 to 774 and encodes 257 amino acids. The transcript has 2 exons. Gene Ontology annotation, biological process: regulation of transcription by RNA polymerase II; type B pancreatic cell differentiation. Gene Ontology annotation, molecular function: DNA-binding transcription factor activity, RNA polymerase II-specific; RNA polymerase II cis-regulatory region sequence-specific DNA binding.